AUGCUCGUACCAUCAGCAUUCUUUGCAAUCGCAGCUGCCACGCUUGUAGUUGGUCGUCCGAUGCACGCUGGAAUCAACUAUACUCGAUAUCUUAAAGAAAUCGAUACAACUCAAGCAGAGCUCGACGAGUGGCGAAGCAAAUUUGGUGAUGUCGCUCAAACGAAUGGCUGGAUGCCUGUUUCUGAAGCCCGUAGUACAGUUGACCAGGAGGAAGAUUUUCGACAACGACUUUUUAUGACCAAGCAGAGCAUUGCAAGCAUUCAAGCUGAGAACCCCGACGCAAAUUUCUCCAUCAUGUCACCAUUUUCGCUUUUAACUGACGAAGAGUUCCAAAACUUUGUGCUGAACGCUUAUGUUCGUGGUAAUUUUACAGAGCAGAAAUCGCGCCAACUGCGCAGUUCUACCAGCCCGGACACGAAGAUUCAUGGGAUCUUUGAUAGCACGUCGCUUAUCUCGACCGCAGAGUCUCUUAUCAAUAGCGUUAUCAGUUUCGUUCAACCCACGAGUGAUGGAGCCACUGCUUAUCUGCUAAAGGGAACAAGCGAAAGCUCUAAAAGCUUCAAGUUCUCGGAUUUUUGGAAGUGGGUUCCACAAACACCAACGCGAAUUGACGCACAAGCUCCGAUAAUAACCGAGGAUGAAGACGUUAUAGACAGAUCUGAAUCGUUGGACUGGACGGAAUCAAAAUGCGUGGCUCCAAUUCAAGCCCAAGGCUCAUGUGGUUCAUGCUGGUCUUUCGCCACCGUUUCUGUUAUCGAGUCGGCCCAGUGCAUUGCUAACGGGGGGCAGUCGCUGACAAAAUACUCAGAGCAGCAAUUGGUGAACUGUGACAAACAAAACCGAGGUUGCAAUGGUGGCUCUCCAAAUUAUGCUUUUGACUACGUGCAGAAAAACGGUCUCUGUAUGCAGCAUAGCUACCCAUACACGGGCUACGUCGAUUCUUGUCGAAUUUGUGAAGCGGAAAACACUGGGCUCAAAGGAUUCUCUGUAGUUUCUGGCCAAAAUGGGUUGUUGGAUGCCCUAACUGAACAUCCAGUGAUUGUAGCGGUAGCUUCGGGGAAUAAUGUUUGGAAGCAGUACACGGGUGGGAUAGUGUCGUCGUGUGGCACAACGAGGCCUGAUCAUGCUGUAGUGGCGGUUGGCUUUGAUUCUUCAUCAAUCAAGGUUCGCAACUCGUGGGGCACGCUCUGGGGUGAAGGAGGAUACAUUCGUCUUGCUCGCAGCUCAUCAACUCAGGGAACGUGUGGUAUGCUCGUAGACAUGACGACUCCACAGAUGUGA
Plasmopara halstedii is the source of this 1281-nucleotide messenger RNA. Its product is annotated as cysteine protease family. Gene Ontology annotation, cellular component: lysosome. The transcript has a single exon. NCBI's taxonomy places the organism in Eukaryota, Oomycota, Peronosporomycetes, Peronosporales, Peronosporaceae. Gene Ontology annotation, molecular function: cysteine-type endopeptidase activity. The record is from RefSeq and is a predicted model, not a curated record. Bases 1 to 1281 code for a protein of 426 amino acids.